Scomber japonicus (chub mackerel) is the source of this 1986-nucleotide messenger RNA. RefSeq names its product actin related protein 10 (gene actr10). Lineage: Eukaryota; Metazoa; Chordata; Actinopteri; Scombriformes; Scombridae. Gene Ontology annotation, biological process: retrograde axonal transport of mitochondrion. The coding region runs from base 113 to 1366 and encodes 417 amino acids. The transcript has 13 exons. The record is from RefSeq and is a predicted model, not a curated record.
UCUGAAGACCCCGCCCAGCCCAACAGGAAGACAACACAUUUUAGUUUUUUUUGAUAGGAUGCAAAUUUGCGACUAAUCAACAGACACUAACUUACAAAACAACAUCGGUAAAAUGCCAUUAUUUGAUGGAUUGGGAAGUGGAGCGGAGAAGACAGCGAUCGUCAUUGAUUUAGGAGCAGCGUUCACAAAAUGUGGCUUUGCAGGGGAAACGGGGCCCAGGUUCAUCAUUCCGAGCGAGAUCCGGAGGCCAGGACAGCAACAGGCCAUCAAAGUGGUUCAGUACAACAUCAAUACAGAAGAGCUUUAUGUCAUCCUCAAAGAGUUUAUCCACAUACUGUACUUCAGGCACCUGCUGGUGAACCCUCGCGACAGAAGAGUGGUCAUCAUCGAGUCCAUCCUCUGCCCGUCUCACUUCAGGGAGACGCUCACCAAGGUUUUCUUCAAACAGUUUGAGGUGCCCUCUGUGCUGUUUGCACCAAGUCACCUCAUGGCCAUCAUGUCUUUGGGUAUCAACUCUGCCCUGGUGAUGGAUUGCGGCUACACAGAGACGCUGGUCCUUCCUGUUUAUGAGUGCACUCCUAUUCUACCAGCUUGGGAGGCUUUGCCUUUGGGUGGAAAAGCCAUCCAUAAAGAAUUAGACGGACUUCUUGUGGAACAGUGCACCGUGGACACAGACACAACCACAGGGCAGAGUGUGCCAGCUGCCAUUGGGACCAUCCCAGAGGAGACUGUGGAGGAUAUCAAGGUCAGAACAUGCUUUGUCAGUGACCUGCAGAGAGGCCUCAAGAUUCAGGAAGCCAAAUUUAACCUGGACGGCACUGCUGAGCGUCCAGCCCAUCCUCCAGAUGUUGAUUACCCUUUGGAUGGAGAGAAAAUCCUGCAUAUCAAAGGAUCCAUCAGGGACUCUGUGAUGGAGAUUCUGUUUGAACAGGACAAUGAGGAGAAGAGUGUGGCCUCGCUGAUACUUGACGCUCUGGUGAAGUGCCCCAUUGACACGCGCAAGGUGCUCUCUGAGAACCUGGUGGUGAUUGGAGGGACAGCCAUGCUGCCGGGCUUCCUGCACCGUGUGCUGGCGGAGAUCCGCCUCCUUGUGGAAAGACCCAAGUACAGCGACGUCCUGGCCAGCAAGAGCUUCCGCAUACACGCUCCACCCGCCAAGCCCAACUGCACCGCCUGGCUCGGAGGUGCCAUCUUCGGGGCGCUGCAGGACAUCCUGGGCAGCAGGUCGGUGUCCCGGGACUACUACAAUCAGACAGGCCGCAUCCCAGACUGGUGCUGCUUGAGCUCCCCUCCCCCUGAAUCUCUGUAUGAAGCAGGGAAGACCCCCCCUCCACUCAUGAAGAGAGCCUUCUCCACAGAGAAGUAGAUUGUGCUGCAAUAUAAUUCAAAUAAUGUACUUCCAUGUCUGAUAGAACAGUCCAGUAAUCUUUAAUGUAACAUUUCCACACAACAUAAGUUCAUGUGUUACCUAAACAAAGAGCUCUAGAUGUUUUUAAUAUCUAGUAGUCACACAUAAGGUUUUGUAUGAUUGUGGACUGUUUGAUAAUCAGGUGAGCUGUUUUCUGACCUUAUCAGACAGAACAGAUAUUAGGAUUUGAGGCCGUUGGAUAAGCAUUCCACUAAAUAUGAACAUCAGUGGUUAAAAAAAUCACAGUGUUAAAAAAUGUAAAUGGUUAAUGCGCUAUAUGCAGCAUCAUCUUCUGUUGGAGUCUCAUAGAGUAAGACAUCAAACCACUACAUGCUGAUUCCCUUUCUCCUUCCAGUAACUUAUGGAUUUAAGUAGCAGUUAACUGGCGGAACACAAAUGUAUCAGAUGAUAAAGCUAAAGUCAUCGAUUUAUCAGCAAAUCUACAGAAAAUGUAUUUGAGUAUGAUGUAGUGUGAAAGUUUGGUCAUGAAGGUAACAUCCUGCAGAAAAACGUUUUAUUUAUUUAUUGUUUGUACUUCAAAGUGGAAAGUGAUUGUUGAAGUCAUUAAAUGCCCUUCA